AUGACCGGUCCGCUCGAUGUGACCGUUCGUUCUCUACGCCAUCAGAAUCGCCACGCGCUCAUCGUCAUUACACGAGAUUCGUCUGCAUCCAUCCCGAUUGCUGCGUUCGAGACCAUCGCCGUGCUGACUGCGUUCGAUGCAGAACUUCAACCAGCUCAAUUACAACGAUCCGAGUGGGCCAAGCGAGCCAUGGUAGACCACGGCGGUGUCGAUGCCAUCUUCGCAAUCCCAUCGUCACCGAAGAACGACAUCUCCGCAGACGACCGGGCCGAUCUCAUCGCCGACCUCGUGGAAGCCACGCUGCGUACCUUCAAUAGUCGCAAGUAUCUCGACUUCAUUGACAAUCAGUGGCGCCAGGUUAUGGCGAUCGUUGACCGCUUCGAACAUCACCGAGGGGCGGUGUGGCGUGGGAAGGGCGAGCUUGCCGACGAUGACGAGGUGGAUGAGAUGGAGCAAGAGCUUGAGGCUUUGGCUGCUCGGUCUAUCUCUUCUCCUGGCCCACGACGUCCGACCAUGGCGUACCUCUCCUUUUCAUGGACACGGGUCCACCCACUCGUCGCCAUCCGCAACAUGUCUCAGCCGCAUGCCCACUCCAGCGCGAUCACUAUCCGCUGCUGCCUCCCACAUGCUCCCACCGAGUCCCCAACCCGUCUGCGCGGCUACCGUACUCCUCCCCAGCGUCCUUCUCCUCUCGUCGAAGCUGUCAUGGAACGCCUAGGCAUUCGCCGUGGAAGAUGCGUAUCCAAAUCCACGAGCAAGCAAGAGACGAGAUGCACGCGAUUUUUGGGAGCCCGGCCAAACACCCUCUACCCCGUCAGUUGUCUGGUCGAGGUCAUGCAGCAGCCCACAAUCGUCUCCGCCAGUACCGUCCACGCGUACUUGAUGUUGGUGGGCGUUGCGAGCUGCAAAGAUCAUCCUCUCGGACAACAUGACGAUCAAACGUGGUUCUUGUCCCAUCUGUUGAAGGAAAUUUGGACCAUCCAUGAGUGUAUCCGUUCUCGUGGGGCCGCCGACGCGCCCGAGAACCCCGCUUCCCUUCUUCACCCCAUGGAAUCCGAGCCCGCUGCGCCUCCCGCCUUCCUCCCCACAUACAACGACCCACCUUUCGCCGGCCCGCCAGGAAGAUGCACGAUACAACAUAACACUGUGGAACCACUUUGGACCGGUGCCGAGGGGAGUUAUCCUACUGCGUCCGACCUCGACUCAACCCUCAGCUCCGACUUUGACUGGGAGGGCUUCGCGCUCGAAUCACCCGCAACUGCUGCGAGUUUUGCUGCUGGUCGCUCACCGAUGGCGCUUGCAAGUUUGGAGGUGAACGCGGUUAGGUUCAGCGAUGUCACUCGCUUCGUUGCGCAGUAUCGCGCGAAGUGCUUGGACGCACUGGUUAAUGAAAGCAAGGCGCAGGCCAACGCUGCUCAUGGAGCCGCUAUGCUGGCUGGACGCCCUCAACAGCAAACUCAGCAACAGGCGCAAUCACAACAGCCACGUCGCGUUCCUCCAGUUCCGAACGGCAAACAUUGCACCUUCUGCAACAAGGAGCGUCAUCUCGAAUCGGAAUGCUAUGCGAAGAACCCUCAUCUGAAGGCAGAGCACGAUGCAAAGAUCAAAGCAUCAAAGGCGGCUAAACAAGCCGCAAAGGCGCAGGAGCCGACUGGAAAGUCACACGCCGGAUUCAACACUGGUGGACAGCAGAAGGCUGGCUACAAAACCGUUGCAAUGCUGCCGGCAGCCGCUACUUAUCAAUUCGGUGAGCAGCGCCUGUUCAUGGCGAAGCGUGAUUGACAAUCAAAGACGCCAUCACCAGAGCCAAUGCACUCGGUUGGUGCUGGCGCAGUCACUGCACUUCUUGCUGCUCACGAUGCUACUGCUUGGGUCGUUGACUUCGGUGCCACGGAUCAUAUGAGCAACAGUCGCCACUGCUUCAAAUCCUACACCGCCUGCGACAUUACCAUCUCCGUUGGCAAAGGAGCUAUCAAAGCAGUC
This is a messenger RNA of Zymoseptoria tritici IPO323, 1983 nucleotides long. RefSeq lists its product as uncharacterized. The transcript has 10 exons. The record is from RefSeq and is a predicted model, not a curated record. The coding region runs from base 1 to 1782 and encodes 593 amino acids. NCBI's taxonomy places the organism in Eukaryota, Fungi, Ascomycota, Dothideomycetes, Mycosphaerellales, Mycosphaerellaceae.